This is a messenger RNA of Diaporthe amygdali, 3252 nucleotides long. RefSeq lists its product as uncharacterized. NCBI's taxonomy places the organism in Eukaryota, Fungi, Ascomycota, Sordariomycetes, Diaporthales, Diaporthaceae. The transcript is spliced from 6 exons. Gene Ontology annotation, biological process: proteolysis. The record is from RefSeq and is a predicted model, not a curated record. Bases 1 to 3252 code for a protein of 1083 amino acids. Gene Ontology annotation, molecular function: serine-type endopeptidase activity.
AUGUCUGACUACGAUGAAAGAGAUGAAACCGACAGGAGUGAAGACGAGGAGGAACGUGUGGAAAGCGAACACUUGGUCAGGUUAAGGAAGGCGAAAGGAUGGAUCAGAGACAAUGUCAGAAAGAAGCAGCUGACGGGAGAGGAAAGAAACAGGAAAGCGAAGCUCACAGAAGAAGAUGUGGAUCAAUUCUUUGAAAACUUUUCAGAUCUUGCCCAGGAAGGAAACCGAAACACACCGACCCUGCUCCAUGCGGUCUUCGACCUGGUGCAAUACGAUGACGAUGUCACCAUCGACUCUGUCACAGUCAAAACACUAGUGCAAAGACUGGUGAGCCAGUUUCCACUCCUGCUAUCCAUCGCCGAUGCUAGGCAGCAGAAUCCACUCUAUAUGGCGAUCACGAACAAGAAAAAGAUUCUGGCCGACUAUAUGGUAGUGAACUGUCCAGAAGAUGACAGUGCAAGGCAGCAUCUGGCCAACGCCAUCGAAGACUGUUGUGGCAACGAAAAGAAUAAGAAUUGUCUGCAUUUGGCUUUUGAGAAGGAUAUGAAGCCCAGCACCCUCUUGCGGAUGUUGAAAGACGCCCACAUUACGUCUCUAGAAGCCGUGGAUACCACAGGCAGGCGUCCAAUGCACUACGCAAUCCAAUACAAGCACUGUAAUGUCGAAGUCAUCAAUGCGUUCAUCGCAAAAGACAAUGAAACACUGAGAUCUCGGAGGCAGAUUUCGUCGUCUGAGCCAUAUAAAACCUUCCUGGACGUGGACGAAGAGUCAAAAACCUCUGUCUACCAGGAGCACGUCUCAUCUGCACUCAAGUGUGAAGAAGAGCGCAAUUCGAAAAGGAAGACCUUGGAUGACAGGAAGAAGAGAGAGGAUCCAUUGGCGAGGGGUGAGAACUGGGGCAAGGGGGCUUUAAGAGACGGGGACGAAGCGGCCAGAGUGCGCAACGCCGCGACGCAGAGCAAAUCUGAGUCCAUAACUAAUUCCAGAUUCGCGAUUCGAAUGGAUCAGUCAAAUUCUGUUGCUUCUCGCGACCCUAGGAAUUUACAAGAUCGGUCUGAAAGACUCAGAGAGCUAGAGCGAGAGCGAGAACUAUGGAAGGGCCACGAUGCUUCUCUGGCCGAUCUAGAGCACAAUCUAGAACUGAGGCACCCAGAAUUGAGAGAAAAGAGAAGAGCUGAACUCAGAACAAGAGAGCUUGGGCGAAAUUCCGCAGCUCGGGAGGUGAGCAGAGAUCGACAAAGCUUGGGCCCAGCGGACAGUCGAGACGCUCUUCGCGUCCAGACGACCUCCCUAUCUACGGGAAUGGUGAAGCCCAGCAAUGAAGUCGCGGCCAAUACUCCAAAGGUACUAAGACGGGCUCCGACAAUGAUUGGUGAGUUUACAGUUGAAAGGCCAGACAACAGGAUGGAGCAAGCAGCGGCGAUCACUAGGAAGUCCCGAAAGCCUAUCGACCAUGAAGCUGUGGAGCGUGUUUCAAAAGUUGUACUCCGGAUGCUUAAGUUGCAUUACAUGAGGACCAGAAGCGUUGAGAAAGCCACAUCGUGGUUGUAUAAAACAAACCCCACAGACAUACAAAUAUUCUUUGAUUAUCAAGAGCUUCCCCCAGAGGUGAAGGCGGACCUCUUCGAAAAAGCGUUUGAAAUGACCAAAUUCGAUGAGGUCCUGAAGUUUGUCCACUUCACAAAUGUGACAGUCACUCGUCCAAAAACGGCAAAUUCCAAAUCCCAGCGAGCAAAAGGUGGUCUUGGCCGGCAGGACAUGGAAUACUUUUUCAAAUUCCUUUAUAAAAAGGGAGUCCGUUAUAUUUUGAAGGUAGUCGUUGACGAAAGCGGACCGGUUGUCCAUUCAGACGAGGCAAUCAAGAACUCGUUGGCCAGAAUCUCGGUGGAGCACUUGGACUGGCGGAAAGCAGAUUUGGAUCCUGAAAUCAUUUGUGGCAUCAGUAGUCAAGCCGAGGACAGUACAUUUGACAAGACCAACAUUGAGUGGAACUCUAGGAAUCAAUUGAGGAAACUGGACUUGAAAUGGAGCGGGAAUAGUGCAGUCCUCCGAGCAUGGAGUGAGCCUCAAGGGUUACCGUCGAUCCCGCUUCUCGAGACCGUCAACAUCAAUGUUUCAGAGGACACCGUUAUGAUUCCACAAAAGGUGAUCAAUACACACGAGUGGCUCAAAUGCAUGGACGCGUUUGCACAAAUAAUAAAACCACUCUGGACAUCGACACGGGACGACUUUCUGAAGCAUAUAGGCGUUACCAGCCUAGAGCCCGACAAAGAAGGCGUUUCCAUACCGGUGACGCUUGCGGAACUCGAGAAUGAAGUCGUUGUAGCCCUAAUAGAUGACGGGGUCGCGUUGUUGGAUCAGCAUUUCGUUGGUCGCGUGCUCGAGGGCAAGACAUUUGACUAUCAGGAUGGUGGUGUCGGCCAGUCAUACAACUCAGCAAAGGGACACGGCACUGAGAUGGCGAGGUGCAUCCUCAGAGUGUGCCCGAUGGCUAAGAUCUACCCCAUCCGAUUGAAGACACUUGAGGAUGUUUCGGGGGCCGGAAAGAGUGAGAUAGACCUGGAAUCAGCUGCAUUGGCAAUUAAUGCUGCCCUGGAAAAGAAGGCCACCAUAAUAUCCAUGUCCUGGACAAUUCCCGUUCCCAAGGAGAACAGCCGAGCCAAAGAGAUGUUUGAGACUGCUGUGCGCAAUGCUUCUGACAAGAAUGUCCUCAUGUUCUGCAGCUCGCCAGACGAGGGUCAGUUCACCAGCGCCGACUACCCAGCAGCAGUGCAGCGUGACAAAAUAUUCCGAAUUGGUGCCGCCCACGAUGACGGUUUGCCUUUCAGCUAUGUGGGCAAGGAUGUGGAUUUCAUCUUCCCGGGUGUGAAAGUGAACACCAACGCUAUUAGCACAGCUACAGGAUCGAGUGUUGCAACGGCACUGGCCGCGGGGCUGGCCGCAACUAUCAUCUAUUGCUUCAAGAUUAGUGCGUUGGCCGUUAAGAUCCAAACCCACACCAAGGGCCAGGGCGAAGGUGAGAUGUUUGGGCCGAAGUUCACAGAGUCCACGGUAUGCAAUGUUUCAAAAUACACUGCAAUGAUGGCUGCGUUCGAAAACAUUGGGCGGGUCAAUGAGCAGCGGUUCAUUCAGGUAUGGGAUACGUUUCAGCCAGCAGCGCAGGAACUCGAGGAUCCUUACAAGCUAGAAGAUGACAAAGUGCGGUGCAUCAUGAAUCUCUGUACGAAACUGAUGAUUCACGAAGUCCGAUGA